AUGUCUGGUCAGCAACAGAAAGAUGAUGGACAGCGCAAGAAAUCUAUUGUAGAUUUAUCGAGAUUCAUAGAUAAACGGGUCAGAGUCAAAUUCCAAGGAGGAAGAGAAGCUGCUGGGAUUUUGAAAGGAUACGAUGCUCUCUUGAACCUUGUACUUGAUGAUACCAACGAGUAUUUGAGAGACCCUGAAAAUCCAAGUUGUGUGAGCGAGGAAACAAGGUCUCUUGGACUUAUCGUGGCCAGAGGCACAGCAGUUACAGUGGUGGCACCUUCUGACGGCAUGGAACAAAUUGAUAAUCCUUUUGCUAAUGCCGAGGAAUAG
Molecule: messenger RNA, 321 nt
Organism: Auanema sp. JU1783
Lineage: Eukaryota; Metazoa; Nematoda; Chromadorea; Rhabditida; Rhabditidae
Source: the annotation of a GenBank genome assembly